UUUGGCCAAAGCUGACGUCACUGGUGGCCGUUGAUAGGCGGAAUACGUCCGUGAGCGGCCGCCAUUGGCUGCCGAGCCGGUAUAAACGGUGCUUUCACGGUAACCUGUUCCAGUUGUGUUGUUAUCCACUCACAGUACACUUGAAGAAUAGUAUGUAUAAAGUACUUCACAAUCAAGACAUCAAACACGAGUGUUCGCGGUCUGGGGGACUGCAUGCGUAUCCUGAUCACUUCAGGGAACCUAAAAAGCUCCACCUCUAAAUCAGCCGUUCGCUAAAUGAUCAUCUAAAGGUUCCUGUCCUCCGGUAGGACACUGUAUAUAGUGUACAUAUCGCUUUUCUAACAAAGGAUCUCGCUCAGAUAAUCCGAGCAAGCUCGAAGGAUCGUACACAAGUCACGCGGGGAUCCGAAGGAGUCGAGAAUACACGAAACGUUUGCAUUAUACUUCCCCCGCACGCAACAACCCAACAAGCACCUGUCGAACAACAAAGAGCAGAAAAUGAGCACGAAAGCGACAACCGACUCCUGGGUCAAGUUUCUCACUGCAGGCACCGCAGCCUGCAUUGCUGAUCUAGCUACAUUUCCACUGGACACAGCAAAAGUCAGAAUGCAGAUUGCUGGAGAAACACGUCCACUGCUGGUGGCAUCGGUGGACGGUUCCAUGCUAGCAAUGAGAAACUCGCAACCAGGAUUAUGGAGGACAGUAGAGAGCAUCGUCAGACUCGAGGGAACAAGGAGCCUGUACGGAGGUCUGUCCGCGGGACUCCAGAGACAGAUGUGUUUCGCCAGCAUACGGUUGGGCCUCUACGACACGGUGAAGGCAUACUACGCUGGAAUCAUCGACGGUAAUAACAGAAGCGGCGUGACGAAGAAUAUACCCGUGCGCGUCGCCGCUGGAAUCACGACGGGCGCCAUGGCGGUGCUACUCGCUCAACCGACCGACGUCGUCAAGGUUCGACUGCAGGCCGGAAAUAAUGGACGGUCGGCGGUGAGGUACAGCUCGACCUUGCAAGCGUACAAGAAUAUCGCUGCUGUGGAAGGCACACGGGGCCUCUGGAAAGGAACCGUUCCAAACAUCUCGAGAAACGCGAUCGUGAACGUGGCGGAGGUGGUCUGCUACGACAUCAUCAAAGACUUCAUCCUGGAGUCCGGCUACCUCCGCGACGGUAUCCCUUGCUACGUGACGGCCGCGAUGGCGGCGGGGCUGUGCACCACCCUGGCGGCGAGUCCCGUGGACGUGGUGAAGACCCGCUACAUGAACAGCGCCCCCGGCGAGUACAAGGGCGUCAAGGACUGCACUGUUCGUAUGCUGAUGAAGGAAGGCCCGUCCGCGUUCUACAAGGGCUUCGUGCCCAGCUUCACGCGGCUGGUGUCCUGGAACAUUGUCCUCUGGAUCACCUACGAGCAGUUCAAUAAAUACGCUAGGAAGAACGCCGACAAGUGAAUCAACGAGCAGCUUCUGUCGCGGUUUUAUAUCUCAAUCGCGAUACUUAGGGAUGGGAGGAUGUCCGUGUAAUGUUUAGAGUUUUUCGAUUAGAGUCUGCCGUUGUUCGCCUGAUCUUUACAAUAUCCAAUACGUGAUUUAAUAUUACUUUCUUGUACGCUAAAAUGCUUUUCUACCUUGAAAACGCAUCCAUAUUGCAAAGCGUGUGUAAACUUUUUCCAUAGAGGUGCUUUUUAAACUAGACUUAGACCUUUCUACUAUUCCCGAUAUUAACAUUAACGCAAGAGAAUUGAAAUUUAAUAGCAAACAACGGCAGACCGGUUCUCCCAUCCAUCGUUGUACCUCCAUUUUGUUUUCCGUAGUUUGCGAACGCGCGUGCACUCUACUCAAUUAAAAUUAACAGCUUGUCAUUUGGUAAGAAAAAAACGGAGCAAAAAUCCGUCAAAAAUUUCUUCGAGACAUUGGAUACAAUUGUGAUCAUUGAUCUACAGAGUGCACGUACGAUCGAGAAAGUCUUAGGAAUCUCUCGAUAAUCCAUAACGAAACAUUUCGACUAUGUAAGUCGGCUUUAGACGCAACAUUGGUAGGAUAAUAGAAACAGAAAGAGUUUCCCCAAAUUAUAUAUACAUAUACAUAUAUAUAUAUAUAUA
Colletes gigas is the source of this 2093-nucleotide messenger RNA. RefSeq names its product mitochondrial uncoupling protein 2-like. The record is from RefSeq and is a predicted model, not a curated record. Gene Ontology annotation, molecular function: oxidative phosphorylation uncoupler activity. Gene Ontology annotation, cellular component: mitochondrial membrane. The coding region runs from base 499 to 1443 and encodes 314 amino acids. Lineage: Eukaryota; Metazoa; Arthropoda; Insecta; Hymenoptera; Colletidae. The transcript has 6 exons. Gene Ontology annotation, biological process: response to cold; mitochondrial transport; mitochondrial transmembrane transport.